Messenger RNA from Populus trichocarpa (black cottonwood), 1068 nucleotides. Its product is annotated as TPD1 protein homolog 1. The record is from RefSeq and is a predicted model, not a curated record. The coding region runs from base 17 to 565 and encodes 182 amino acids. Gene Ontology annotation, biological process: cell fate determination. The transcript is spliced from 3 exons. Lineage: Eukaryota; Viridiplantae; Streptophyta; Magnoliopsida; Malpighiales; Salicaceae.
CUUGGUCUCAGCAUAUAUGGAAGGAGAGCUCAAAAUGAGAGGUGGUGAUCUGAUCAGGCCAGGAAGAUUUUGCAUACUCUCAGUGGCUACCAUUAUUAGUUCUUUGCUUGCUGUGUUCUUUGUGACUGAGUUGUUUCAUUUGAAAGCUGUUAGUGAAAUUGGCUCUAAAAAACCAGUCUUCUACAAGGAAAACAACACCAAUUUUGCCAGGAAGCUACUGCAGUUACCUGAUGCUGGGAGUACGAACCGCAUAGGCGCAGCUUGUUCAAAGGAUGGCAUUGAUAUAGUUCAAGGCUCAACAGCUCCUCUUCCAAAUGGCAUACCAUCAUACACGGUUCAAAUACUGAAUGUUUGUGUCUCCGGUUGUAGUAUAUCAAACAUUCAUGUCAGUUGUGGAUGGUUCAGCUCAGCCAAACUGAUAAAUCCUAGUGUGUUUCGACGAAUUUACUACGACGAUUGCCUUGUUAAUGAUGGAGAACCUCUUGGCCCUGGAGAAACCCUCUCCUUCCAGUAUGCUAACAGUUUUCUGUACCCAUUAUCCGUCUCUUCUGUUGCCUGUUGUUAAAUCAAUGGGUGGAGUGUGGAAUAUGUUACUUAAUUUUGUUUUACUGUGUGGUAUUAGCCUUCUUUUCAAUAUAAUUAUUGUGUCUGAUUGUGUCAUGAAAGAAGCAAUAACGAUAAAUUGGGGCGAUGCUAUAAUCUUUGAUGAAGGAUAGUGGAUAAAAAUGAGGAUAAAAAUGUGUUUGCAUGAGAAGAUGAGGUUAUUGACCAAAAGAUAAGGUGAACACUGCAAUAUGAGAUCUCUUGAAGUCAGAAAGAUUUUCUCAUCUUCGUACAAUUCAACAGAAAGGAAAACCUGUCAAUCUAGUAUGAAUAAUCAUAAUUAAAUUCAGAGACACCAAGCAUGACAGAAAGCACUUGAGAAAGAACAUAGAAACUGCCUCCAAAGAUAAGAAGAAUGAGCACUGCAGUAAUGGGGUUCUUGAGCAAUUCCCCUAUAGGUUCGAAGAUUGUGUAAAGAGCACCUGUGCUUACAGUUAAUGCAUAAAGUGCAUACCUCCUCACGUU